Molecule: messenger RNA, 5558 nt
Organism: Paralichthys olivaceus (Japanese flounder)
Lineage: Eukaryota; Metazoa; Chordata; Actinopteri; Pleuronectiformes; Paralichthyidae
Source: RefSeq, a predicted model, not a curated record
AGUGCUAACAGAGCUGGUGUCUAAGAUGAGGGACAUGCAGAUGGAUAAGACAGAACUGGGGUGCCUUCGAGCUAUAGUCCUUUUCAAUCCAGACUCUAAAGGUUUGUCGAACCCAGGUGAGGUGGAAGCCCUGAGAGAGAAAGUCUACGCGUCAUUAGAGGCCUACUGCAAACAGAAGUACCCCGAGCAGCCCGGCAGGUUCGCUAAGCUGUUGCUGCGGUUACCAGCGCUGCGCUCCAUCGGCCUCAAGUGUCUCGAGCACUUGUUCUUCUUUAAGCUCAUCGGGGACACGCCCAUCGACACCUUCCUCAUGGAGAUGCUAGAAGCACCGCAUCAAAUGACAUAAUGGCGUCGAUGGUCGAGCCCUCCCCCCGUCCUCUCCUCCUCCUCCUCCUCCUCCCUCAACCACCUCUGGACCAGGAGAAGGGUUCCUCCUCUUUUAAAAAAAAAUCCCAUCUCAGAUCACGAGGGACAGAUCACGUGACUAUUUUGGAUUUUGGAGAACCUCUCCCUGUCUCCUCUCCCGUCUCUCUCCCCCGUCGUUUUGAAAACAAUGAAAUCGUCACGUCUGCGGGUCUGUUUUAUACUUUGUAAAAAAUAUUAUAAAUAAGAAAUAUAUAUAUGGAAAAAAAUCACACAUCAAACACGAGUGUCAUCGGUGGACUGAAAUGAGGACGGACAAAAGACACAUGUUGAGCCAUCGUUUCUCAGCUUUGCUAUUCCGACACCUUGAAGAGAAAAAGCAGAGACGAUCAGAUUCUAACACCCACGUGAUGAUGUCACAUUCGGACGCUCUGCGUCGUGAUCGGGACAAUCGUGGACUGGGGGAGACUCGGGCCGUCAACACUUGAGCCCUCUCUGGACUCAGGGCUGAACGUACUCUGGGGGAGGGACGGCGGCGGAGGGCCUUGCACUAGCUGUUGUUUUUUUUUUUAAAGUGUGAGCUUUCCGGAGUAGAGGUGUGUCAACAAGACUGCAAGUGUUCAAAAACCUCAGGUCUCAGCCCAAAUCCAACCAAUCCAACCAUGUCUUACUCUGUUAGCACUGUGCAACAUCGGGGAGGACGACACGUCAGUCCAAUAAUCAGCCUUUCGGUUCACGUACUGAUCGAUAAAAGGGUUCGGAGAGCUCGUUCUGUACAAUCUGCACUGUUCUUUCUGCACAUAGGAAAACUCUGGCUGCAAAUGAGCCUCAGUGGAAGCUCUGCCGGUGCAGCAACCUGGAUCAACUCGUGUCGUCCUCGUUUUAACAGUCAGCCUUCACCGGAUUCUGAUCACAACAAAGUGAGCUCGCCGUCUCGUCUGCGUUGGAAUAUAUUGUUUCAUCGACCGCCGAGCUCCUUCUUCGUCUCUUGUCCGACCUCCGUUUCAGGAGAAUCUCAGCUCUCACCAUUCACACUUCCACCCUCAGAAGAAACCUCUGCUCCGAGCAGCAGGUGUCAGCUCCUUGAAAAACCUCAUAUUUACCUGUACAGAAAGUUACAACCAUUCACAGUAUUGACGUUAUGUUCAGUUUUCAUUUUAACAACAACAAUGCACACAGAUUACCUCCGUUUCCAUCCUCAGACCUUCACUUCUUCUUUUAACCAUUUGCAGAAGGAGGGAAAGAGCGUGUGUUGUUGCAGCAGAGCCAUCUUUGUUUUUAUUUGUUUUGUUUAUUUGUUUCUUACUUGGCACUUAACCUCAUGACAGCGGAGUCGGGUUCCGAGUCGGAGAGCUGACGUCGACGCAAUCGACCUCUGAGGCGGAAUUUGGCCCAGGCCCAAUCAGGAACGCCCCAGUUAUCGUCCUCCUCAGAGGGACACGCACAGUCGCUCUCUCUGCACUUCUCUGGACAACCAAGUGUUAUUCAAGAUGAACUGAAAUUUUGAAAUGUCUCCAUGUUGUGUAUAAAUAUGCUUUGUCGCCCAUAUUCUGCUUUUCAUUUUCUCUGCUUGUUCUUUUCUUCAAAUGCUGCAGCUGCUGCAAAUCUAUGCAUCGAGUGCAUUUCCAAAGAUUGUCCACAGAGCGGGUGCAUGUUCGUACGGCCGAGUCCUUUUUGAGAGCGUGUUUGUGAGUCGUGGGUCGAGUCGAAUCAUUUCCUGGACCGGAGUAGAAAUCUGGGAUCUAGGGUGAUUUUCCACAUGAUUCAGAUAUUCUGGUUUAUUCAGCCUUAAGUGAUCUCAUUGAAAACAAACUAGUAGGUUUAAUAGAACAGUGGAGUUCAAGGGCACGUCGACAAGGAUUUCUUCUAUUUGUGCCACUUUUCCAUCAGUUAAUGUUGUGAGCGGGUGUAUGGAGUCUUGAGAGCGCCACGUCAAUAAUCACUCUUUUGCUGUCAGUGAAAAUAUAAAAUUGAAAAACCUUUAAACUCCAAAGCAAAAAGAUACAUUUUUCAAAAAAGAUUGAAAUGAAAGAAUCAUUUCAUUUUAAAAUCGAAUCACAAACACCCUUCUUUAUUGUCAUAAAUCCGUGUGCCUGAUAUUUUCUAUCUCAAGUUUUGUUCGCUGCUUUAACAUCGACCGUCUCCGUUUCGUGAUCGCCUUCAUUUCAAGCGGUUAAAGCUUUGAUUGGCCAGUUGUCAGCUUGUGACCCGCCCCCCCCAGUUUAUUAAAAAAAAUCAAAAGGUUUGAAAAAGUCAAAACUCUGCCGCCACCCUCAGGACUCCAUGGAAGCGCUGACCAUGUGUCCAGGGGCCGGUUUCACAGACGUGCAUCAGCAAAGGGCCCGUUAAUCCUCCUCUGAGAAACUGAUCCCCCAGACAUCCAAUGAUCUUUUUCCUUAUGAAGAAGAAGGAAAAAAAAAAAGAGCCGGUUCAGAUGGCAGCUUCGAAAUGUCAGAUACUGUCGGCUUCAGGCGGGAUUGCAACAUGCAGCUUGGGCAGGAGAGAGAGAGAGGUGGCACAGAUUCAAGAAGCUGUGAGCGCUCUCUAGUGGACGCGAAGCGGCGCUGCAACAUUACUUGAAUUUUUCUACAAGUAGACAAGAGAGAGAGAGACGGCACUUUUCUCACAGUGUUAUCAUCAUCGAUGCUGUUUUGGAUCAGACAAAACAGAAAGGUAGCAAUAACUUGAGUGAUGAUCUAUCGGCUCGUUGUUUUUAUUCUCAAUCAAAAGAAAUGGAUGAUCUGUGUUAUUACUAAUUAUCCAGGUGACAGUAUUGACUGCCAGCUCGAGCUCAGUUUACAGUAUUUAUAUUCUGGGAAAUGAUCAUUGUUUGUUUAAGAAAAUAAGAAAAUUGAAGCAGUGUGGUGAAAAGAGCUUUUUCUGUGAGACCAGGUUAGAUUUGUACCUUUUAGAGAAAAGCAGAUUUUAAUAGAACGGCACUCAGGAGAGCAAAUACCUCCGCCAAGGCCCAACAGUCCCCUCACAUUUUACAUAAAUGAUCUCACAAUGUUAAAGAAUGAAAACACAUUCCUGGAUCUGCCCCGAUCUGGAUCAGCACUAGUUAAUACUGCAUCCUUGUAUUUUAGAACAUAUCCCUUGUACGUUUGAAGGCCUUCUGUUACCCAACUAUCAGUAGAUGUGAGUGACAUAACUUCAGUUGUGAUCAACGAUGCAGGCCGAACACGAGGACACGCUGAGGCUUAAGGUAAAUCUUAAGUUUCACGGAAAUCCAUUCAGUGGUGUCGGUGUAUAAUCUCCUCAAAAACAAAGCAACCGACAGACGAACAGCGGUGGAACAGUGACUCCUUGGCGGAGGUAAUCGAGAAAAUAAAAGCAGGUUUGUGUGUUUCGACCCAACUUAAAGAAGAAUAUCCUCCCGUUGUCUUCAUUGUGAUGCAGUGUCCCGCUCUGACUCUACUGUGACCGGUUACCACAGGUAUCUUAAGCCAUAACGAUGUGGGAGCUCACUCCUUUGCAGGAAACGGACGGACAAGGAUCUUCUCUGACGAGAUACAGAAACGAUCACCCACAUGAAUGCUUUAUAACUUAAAGCUAUAUUUUGUUAAUAUGUAUAUGUGUAUAUAUUUAUAAAUAUAUAUCAACAGAUCUGUUGAUUGGAAGAGAGAGAGAGAGGAGGGAGGACGAGUCUUUCAGACCAAACUGCUCGGCACCGGGAUUACUCAGAGUUUUACUGUGUUUCCCCCCCCCCCACAAAUAUCUGAGGAGUUUUUAUUUGCAUCUCGACCUUGAGUUUAUUAAAAAUAAAAAAAUCUUGAUCAACCAGCAGAAUGGCAGACACCUCUGAACUCAACAGAACCAGCUUCUCAGCCGUUUGUGGGACCUCAACGAGAAAAUACAAUGAAAGAGAGAAAACAGACAAGAAAAAAAAAAAAGGUUAAGUCUUUAAAAACCCUCCGAAAUGUGUGUUGCUUGGCAAUUCAAUGUUCAAACAGUGUAAUCAGGAAAAGCUGAGCUCGUGACACAAUCACUGCUUCUUCGUUGCAUAGACAGUAAAAUGUUCAAGUAAAAAAGAGAAAAGAAAAAAAAAAAAACACUUGGAAAAAAGAUCUAUUUUUGUACAAAGGUAAUUUUAUCCCUCGCUUAUGUGCUCUGUUCUUUGCCUUUUCUUCUGUGGGCUGUUGUAUACGUUGUGGAAAAGCUUAUUCAACGAGGCAAGAGAACAUUUUCUGGUAGAGAACGAGAGGAACAUUUGACUUCGGCACCUCGGUAACUGUGUCGCCUUUUACUUCGCCAUUUUCAAUCUGUCGCUGCAAGAUGGGAAUGUCUUCUUUCAUUAUAUUUUUGUCUAUUUUUAAAAAGGUGGAAUUUUGUCAUCUGUUAUUUGUGGGUUGUUCUCUAAUGUUCUUUCUUGGACUGAAAAAAAGUUAUUAAAAAAACUCAAAAGUGACAUCGCCUGGUGCCAGUUGAUUUUGUUACGGGUUGAAAGAUUGUUUUCACUCAGUGACAUGAAACAUACAAAAACUGGUUUUAUUAAGUUGCAGGUUGUGGCUGUCAGAAGUAAAACAUAUUCCACAAGAAAAAUCCAGGUGACUGAAGAAAAGAGGCCGCUGGCUUUCAGAACUACGAGCUAAAUGAGAAGCAGAAAUUGUAAAGAAAUAAACAGACAGCUAAAGUAAAUCACAAUACAAAGUGUAAUAUGUACAAAUCCUACAACACAAAAUAACUGCACUUGGUCACUGUGGUGAAAUCAAAAAUAUGGAAUUGUUUUUGAAGAGGAGGGAUCUCAAUUAAGGGGCAGAUUAAAAAAUUAAAUAUUUUAAGUAACUCGUUUCUUCCUGUUGAAGUUUGUGUUCUUUUCAAGUUUCAAACUAAAGGUCCGGUUGUUGUCUGAAUAAUCAACACAGGACUUAACUCAAGCAGAGCGCUAACUUGAGAAGUGACAUUUAAAAUAAAGGGGAAUAUUUUUAAUAUUGGUGCCACAAGAAUAAAUAACAGCCAAAAGGGCCUUAGAUUUUUUUUUUUUGUACUUAAAGCUCCGUGUCGUCACCUCUCCACCUUUAAGAUUCUACAAAGUUACACAGACAAUUUAAAAAAAAAAGGCAAAAUAAAUGAUACUAAAAGUCCAAAUGACCGUUACAUUUAUUGUACAACACCAGAAACGUCAGCGAGUUUGUAUGAAGGAAGAACAUCAAGGUAAAUGCAUGUUUAAAAAAAAAAGAAAAAAAAAAGGUACU